This is a messenger RNA of Macrosiphum euphorbiae (potato aphid), 1716 nucleotides long. The record is from the annotation of a GenBank genome assembly. Lineage: Eukaryota; Metazoa; Arthropoda; Insecta; Hemiptera; Aphididae.
AUGUCUUCUAAAAGUCAAGAAAAACUGUUGAGUAUAUUAGGUGAAAUGGUUCGAGCACAAAUAUUGAAAGAUGUGAAAAAUGCUUGCCAUUUUGCUGUUAUAAUUGAUACCACUACGGAUAUAUCAAACCAAGAACAGUUUACAUUUAUAGUGAGAUAUGUUAACAGUACUGGUGUAAUAGAAGAGCGAUUGUUGGCUUUAGAAACUGCAAGUGAUGCUACAGGACAAGGAUUAUUCAAUACCUUUUGUACAAUAACAAGUAAAUAUGACAUCAACUGGGAAAAACAUCUGUGUGCACAAUCAUUCGAUGGUGCAGCAUCUAUGCAAGGAAUUUAUUCAGGUCUACGAAGUUUUAUUCAACAUAAAAAUCCUAGAGCAAUUUACGUUUGGUAUUUUGCCCACAUAUUAAACUUAGUAGUGGUAGAUACAUGUGAUUCAUGUACUGAUACUAAAAAUUUUUUUGGAGAUGUUCAAUCAUUAGUAUUUUUUCUAAAAGCUCGCAAAAGAGCAGCUGUUUUUAUUGAAUGCCAAAAAAAAAUGUAUAAAGAUGAGAGAGUUUUGCGAUUGAAAAGUUUUUCAGAUACUCGAUGGACCUCACAUGGUAAAGUUUUAAAUGUCAUAUUUUGUAAAUAUAAAGCAUUGAUUGAUGCUUUAGAAGUCUUACAAAAUUCUAGUGAUAGAAUUACAGCAUCUAGUUCAAGGACAUUUUUAAAGAUAAUUUCAACUUUUAAGUUUGUAUUAUGUUUAAUAUUUUUUAAAAAUAUUUUCAUUGUGACUACACCACUUUCUAACUACCUACAGUGUAAAACUAUUGAUUUCUUUGAAGCAAUACAAUUAGUUAAUGUGGCAAAAAAAAAGUUAAGUGAAAUGCGAUCAGAAUGCAAGUAUGAAGUAUUUAUUAACGAAGUUAAGGAAUUUGCGAAUUUUAAUAACGUACCAGAAAAAGACUUUAAAGAAAUGAGAAAAAGGACGAGCAAGUUACUUGCAGGAGAAACUCCAGAUGAUAAUUCAAAUGUUUCUUCUAUGGUUCAAUUUAAAAUUAAGACAUAUUAUGCUGCUCUUGAUAAAAUAACAAUGUCAUUACAUGAAAGAUUUAGUCAAUCACAAGAAAUACUAAAAGAUUUGGCAAUAUUAAAUUCUGAUCGUUUAAUGGCGAAAGAUUCACAAAAUCUGCCCAGUGAUUGUUUUCAACACAUUUCACUGUGGCUUGAAAACAUCAAUACUGACCAACUCAGGACAGAAUAUAUUCAAUUUAAAAAUAAUAUUUAUGAACUUAUAAAUGGAUUAGAAUUACCUACUGAGAUUCAUGACGACACUAGCAAAGUACAAAAUACUGAGAUUGAUGAGAAUGAUGAUUGUUCAAGUAAUGACGGAAAUUUGAAUAUCAUGGAUGAAAAUAUUGAUUUGAAUAAAAAUGUAACUAUUACAACUAUAAUUCAAUUAUUGACAAAGUAUGGACUUGACUCAGCCUUUCCUAAUUUGCACGUUGCGUAUAGAGCUCUGGCAACAAUUCCAGCAUCAUCUGCAUCAGCUGAAAGAUCUUUUUCAAAGGUGAAAUUGAUUAAAACCAGACUAAGAUCAACAAUGGGGCAAGGUAGAUUAGAAAGUCUCUUACUUCUGAGUUGCGAAAGAGAUAUUCCAAUAGAUAUAAAUAUUGUUAUUGAUAAAUUUUCACAGUCUUCAGAUCUCUUAAAAAAUGCAUUAACUUUUAAAUAA